AUGGACCCGUCGUCCAACAAGCCGACUGGCUCAGCAGAGGCCGACCGCUCGCAGUCAACCGGCAGUAUCCCAACUGCCCUGCUCCAUCCCACGUUAUCCCGCGAAUCCACCUCGAGCACGGCAACCAUAACCCCAAAGACCGACUCGUGGCCCUCGAAGUUGACUUCGCAGACCUCGCAGACCUCGACCACGUCCACCUCCUCUUCGGCUGCACCUUCACCUCUCCACUCGCGCGAGCCCUCUCCAACACGACCGCCGCGGCAGCAACGUACGAGCACCUCACGAGCGUCAUCCAUCAACCCCGGGCCCCGGUCGCGGAAAAACAGUGCUCAGGAUCUAGGAAAACAAGCCAACCCGCCACCACCACCACCACCACCCCCCACGACGAAAACGUUGUCCUCCACGACGCCUACUCUUCUGCCCACUGUAUCAAACCCAAGCUUCAAUGCGGGUGCACCCGUCAAGUCACCCACGUCCAUGGAGCAUAUUCGAAAGUCACCCCGGUGGCCGGUAUCCCCUAGGCUACGAUCUCCUCCACCCAUUCUCCACCAGCCAAACAUCCCACCUCAGCGACGAUCAGAGCACGAAACAACUCUAAUUGCUCUUCAGCGUGCGACCCCGCCCCAGCCUCGAUACCAGGAGCCUCAGUCAGACACCGAUACCGACGACGCCCACAUGCCGUCUGGGUUACGAACCCCCGCUCGAGGUGGUGGAAGCAGCUCAGUCUUGGAGACUGUCCAGGAAGUUAGUCCACUGGGUUCGCAACGGGGACAAGGAGAGUCGCUGGAGGAAAAGAUUGCUAGCAGCAUGGCUUCUGAAUCGUCACAGGCGGAUCUGAUUGGUCUCGGUCUGUCCAAGGAGACAGUGGGUAGAUCCAACACUGGCCCGAACGACAGUGGUAGUGAUAGUGGCAGCAUCAAGGCCAGCCGACGGGGCGGAUCCGGGAUGCCACCGCCCCCUUUGACGACAAGGCAGUCGAGCACCUCGAUCAACAAGCCGGGCAUGCCCAAGACCAAGACCGGCGACCUGCCAUUGCAGAGUAUGACGGUCGAGACGGAGACGGUUACCUCGAUUCCCCAAGCUGCGUUGGCCCCAAGUGUUGGCACCCAGGUGUCAAGUGCCAGUUUGCGGACAAAGGCCAGCAACGAGACGAUACGACCGAGGAAGGAGAAAAAGAAGCCGCCACGGAAGCAACCCACUGUGACGGCGGUCAAUGCAUCCUCCAAGGCCGAUAUCUUCGAGGCCAAGGUCGCAAGCGCCGUCGAGGAAGCAAACUCGUCCGAUUCCGAAGAGACUUUUGUCUACGAUUCUAACCCACCAGAUGCCCGUGACCGACCGCCGAGAUUUCAUUCACGAACGCCGAGUGCGACAUCCAUGGUCAGCCAAAUCGAUCGGCCUGGGAUGAGGUCCAUCCACACCGUGAUGGAGAGUUCUGGGCCUCAGAUGGUUGUCAAGAAGAGCAUGAAAUUCGUCAACACUUACAACAGCAAUGCAAAUGACGGCAUCUAUGGCGACGAUGAUGGGAAGGGAACUGGCAGGAGCAAUGCCGGUUCUGCCCGGGGAACUGCACGACAUCACCAUCAUUUCGGCCGUUGGGGCCGUAACGGAGGCAGCAAUGGUCACCCCUCAUUGUUCGCCGAGCACUCGCCUUUCAGUAACGCUGCAGCUGUUGGGAACGGAGGCUCAAGACACUCUUCCAACCCUCCGAGUCCCCGCUACGCUAAUGCUCGUAACUACUCAGCAGCAAAUGGAAAGAGGUCGACACAUCUAUCAGCAGGGUAUGAUCUCGACGACAACACUACUGGCGCUGACGACGAGACAACACCCUUGGUUCAGUCCUCCACGAUGCGAUCAUCAAGGUCAGGCAGAAGCCGGAGGGGUCCUCACUCGCACUCAUACCGGUCGAUUGAGGCGCAACAAUACAGGUCACCUCCCUCGGUCCUCAACCGGUUCGCGAGUUGUCUGGUCUUGACGGUCAUGCUGUUGCUCAUUGUCUCGGGCGCCAUCGGCUUCAUGUUUGCGACAUCACAACCUCUCACCAAUGUUCAGCUCACCAAUAUGAGCCAUAUUGUGGCCAGCCAACAGGAGCUUAUGCUCGAUCUUACCAUCAAAGCCCAUAACCCCAACGUCGUGGUUGUAGCUGUGGAUUCUUGCAACAUCGAGGUCUUCGCCAAGUCGCCACGCGGAAUGUCGGAUUCAGAGUGGUGGCGCCAUACCCAUCCCGGCGAGGUUGGACCACCACCCAUCAAGAGACCCGAAGGCGAAAUGUUGGCGAUGGAGGCCGACGAUGAUGAUGAUUCGGCGCCUAACCUGCACCUCGGCACCAUCACUGGAUUCGAGAGUCCCCUGACUUUCGAGGGUUCUUUCUUCAACCAGGGCGAUUCGUACUCGACUGGCGAGGUCCGCCUGAAAGAUCCUGGCAACGUCACCAAACCUGGUGGUCCCGAGCGAUGGGAGCGGGUCCUGGAGGACGAGUUCACGUUGAUUUUGAAGGGCGUCAUCACAUACACUCUUCCCCUGAGCCAACGGGAGCGAAAGGCCACCAUCACUGCGAAGAAGAUCAUCAGACCAAACUCGGCCGACGACCCUGCGGUCCAACCCGACGACGGGGAGGUUACCAUCUCACUUAUACCUUAA
Molecule: messenger RNA, 2637 nt
Organism: Podospora anserina S mat+
Lineage: Eukaryota; Fungi; Ascomycota; Sordariomycetes; Sordariales; Podosporaceae
Exons: 2
Coding region: 1-2637 (878 amino acids)
Biological process (GO): protein localization to vacuolar membrane; vacuole inheritance; positive regulation of phosphatidylinositol biosynthetic process
Cellular component (GO): fungal-type vacuole membrane; PAS complex
Source: RefSeq, a predicted model, not a curated record